Messenger RNA from Bacillus rossius redtenbacheri, 1361 nucleotides. Its product is annotated as microtubule nucleation factor SSNA1-like. NCBI's taxonomy places the organism in Eukaryota, Metazoa, Arthropoda, Insecta, Phasmatodea, Bacillidae. The transcript is spliced from 3 exons. Gene Ontology annotation, cellular component: centrosome; ciliary basal body. Bases 165 to 509 code for a protein of 114 amino acids. The record is from RefSeq and is a predicted model, not a curated record.
UUCCCAUCAAUGUUGUCACACAAACUUUUCAAACAAUGUGAGACGAGUAACGUUUUAGCCGACGAUGGAUUGCAAAGUUAUCAGUUAAAAGUUUGGAAGUUAUGUCGUAUAAUUUAAAAUAGUGUUUUCACUUGCGUAGCAAGUAAUACCAUUUAUGAUUUAUAAUGACUGAAAAUACACAAUUUAUUAACUGCUACACUGAACUGAAGAAAGGUUUGGAGGAUCUACAGAGGCAGAGGGAUAAACUUCAGUGCCAGAUCGAGAAACAACAUGAAGAGAAGGCACUUCUUCAAAACCAGAUUGAGAUGCUGCAUGCAAAGCUUUCACUUGUCAACGAUAGCCUGGUCAAGAACAUGGCCACCAGGAAUGCGUACGACAAGUCCAUCGCAGACGCGGAAGCAGCGUAUCUGAAGAUUGUUGAGAGUUCUCAAGUGCUCCUUAAUAUGGUGCGAAGGGAAUCUGCCAGUCUUCAUCAGAAAGUGUCCAAGGACUUUAGACAUGAAUCAUGACUGACAGUACAUGUCUUACAUAUUGUGAAAGUUUGAAAGUAAGUUACAACUUUGAAUAUGUAGGUACUGUAGGUCCUAAACAACAAAAAUCCAUUUUAACAUAUCAGGGUAUGGUGAUAUUAUUCAGUAUUCAUAGAAUAAUUUUAAAAAUUUCGGAACACUAUAUAAAACUGAAGACUUGGUUAAACCAUUGUAAUGUUGUUGCAUAUGUAUGUCAAACCAUGUUAUUUUGUUCCAAGGAGUAGGCAUCAACACUUUUAAAUAGCAUUGCAUCUUAUGGUAGGAAAUAAUAAAAUGUAUAAUUUUUCCAGGUUUCAAAGAUUUUAGACAGUGUGUUCUGUGAAUUUGAUAUGAAACCCUAAUUUGAGAAUUCAAGUAAUGAUAAAUAUGUAAAUAACUUAGUGUUUAAAAAGAAUUAUUUUCUCUAGGCGUACAUGUAUAAUCUGUCUAAUGUAACUUGUAUCAAAUUUGACAUUUCUAGAAAGUAGCAGUGUCAGUGGUUUACAUACAAAUUCUUCUGCCACUUGUUCUGUCAACCAUUUAGUAAAAUUCAUUUGGUUGUUCAGUAACAGAUGGAAAAUGGGUACUGUGAGUUCUGCUUUUUGAGAACUGUCAGAUUAGAGAUAUGAUAACUUGACACAGACCUAUAUAAUAUUUCAAAGCUACAUAUUGAAAUCUUUUUUUACUUUUGUUAAAAUUAAUUUGUUUAAAAAAUUAUUCCUUAGUGGAACAUAUCCAUGUUUUUGUGUUCCACUCCACAUGGGAAAAAUUAAUACUCCAUAGUGACAGUACUUAAUUGUUUACCUUCUUAGCAAUACAAUAUAAUUACAUUUAUUUAAUAUCUUUAUAAAA